Messenger RNA from Morchella sextelata, 1719 nucleotides. RefSeq lists its product as uncharacterized. Bases 1 to 1719 code for a protein of 572 amino acids. The transcript has 3 exons. Gene Ontology annotation, biological process: positive regulation of DNA-templated transcription. NCBI's taxonomy places the organism in Eukaryota, Fungi, Ascomycota, Pezizomycetes, Pezizales, Morchellaceae. The record is from RefSeq and is a predicted model, not a curated record. Gene Ontology annotation, cellular component: Set1C/COMPASS complex.
AUGUCAUCGUUACAGGAUCUCCUCAAUCCUGUUUCGUCUGGCCCUUCGUCCCCCGUCACAACACGUCUCCCAAGCCCUCCACCUGUGCACAAAUAUGGACUCGCGACCAAUACGCAAGAAGCUGCCAGCGCUCUAGUAUUAUUUGCAGAUCACCAUCAUCGCAAUUCCUUUAGUCUUCCUAAUAAUGAGCACGAUGGUGAUCGGUCUCCUGUAACCCCUAUAGCGACACACCAUGAUUCCUCGUCUUCUGAUACGGUUUCCUCCUCUCCGGUACCACCUGUUUCUCCACGUCGAGUGGCUCCUAUGAGAAACUCUGCGGUACACAAAUCAUCAAACGACUUCACCCAAAUUCUUCGUGCCAGCAGCUCAGAGCGAGAUGCUGAUGGAGAUGAGGAAGAUGAGGAAAUGGGCGAGGACAAUGUUAAACCGCAGGGCCUGACUGACUACCGUCUUUCGCCGACUCCAAUGGUCCAGGAGGGCUUGCGCUCUUCGCCACCUGCGGCAUCAGCAUCCCCCCCACCUUCUACCGUUUCACAAAAUCUUAAAGAUGUUGUAACCACCAGUAUUACUGCCAAAUCUAAGAAACGCCCAUCGGCAAAAAAUGUCCCCGCAAAGAAGAAGGGAAUUGCAAAGCCCCAAAAGAAGAAGCGGAAGGUUGACGUAGAAGAGGAUGAUCUGGAAUCCGAGAUUCCUGUCAAUGGCCAGCGACCUGCCAGUAUUCCACCGAGACGCGAAACUGAGUCCCCGCCGCCAACAAAAUCAUUACCACCUCUCCCAUUAUCACCUCUCCCGAAGUAUAAUGCCGAAGGUAUGGAACUUUAUUGUGUCUGCCGGAAACCUGAUUCUGGAAAAUGGAUGAUUGGAUGUGAUGGUUGUGAGGAUUGGUUCCAUGGGGAAUGCAUUAAUGUUGCCGAGAAAGACGGGGAUUUGAUUGAUAAAUACUUUUGCCCUCGCUGUGAAGUUUCUGGUCACGGAAUUACCACAUGGAAACGGAAAUGCCGUCUUCCAGUCUGUCGUCGUCCUGCACAAGUGGAUAAACGCCCAAAACCAUCAAAGUACUGCUGCGAUGAACACGGCAUUCAAUUCUUCAAACUUCAAACUGCUGCACAAUUGUCUCGUCCCGCCAUCUCAUCAUCUGAGUUGGCCGUCGUUGCCAAUGGUGUCUCUUCCGCCACCGAGUUCCGUCGUAUUGGUUACCGCAUGCCAACACCACCACUAUCUGACGAGAAUUUCCGUGACUAUCCGGAAGAGAUUGAACGUCUUGUAGCAAUUGCCAAGGAGCGUGAGUCGUUGAAAAACCAAAGGCAUCUUGUUGAGGAUCGUGGGCGUUAUCUUGACUGGACACAUCAGCGGGCGAAGCGCAUUCAUGAAGAACUUAAAGCAGACCCAGAAUCUAGAAAUGUCGGGAAAGAGAUCUGCGGAUAUGAUGAAAGGUUUGCACUUGGUGAGGUUGAGUGGGCUGCAUGGAGGAACUCUGAGGAAGGAAAGGAAGUCUUCAAGGAAGAGAGGAUACCAGGGAGGGAGGGCGUUUGUCUCAAGAAGAAGUGUGAGAAACAUGGCCCAUGGAGACCGCUCUUCAUGGAAGAAGCCCAGCUUCAUGAGAGACUGCAUCAGGAGAGACUUGUUCAGCUGAGACAAGAAGAGAAAAAGAUCAAAGAACGCCAAAAGAGAAGGAGUGUAAGAGAUAACCGCGAGGGAACUGUUGAGAAGUUAAAAUGA